Molecule: messenger RNA, 3738 nt
Organism: Phasianus colchicus (ring-necked pheasant)
Lineage: Eukaryota; Metazoa; Chordata; Aves; Galliformes; Phasianidae
Gene: MTIF2
Product: mitochondrial translational initiation factor 2
Biological process (GO): translational initiation
Cellular component (GO): cytoplasm
Molecular function (GO): GTP binding; translation initiation factor activity; GTPase activity
Source: RefSeq, a predicted model, not a curated record
UCAGGCGCGGGGCGGCCGCCGCGUUCCUCAGAGGCAGCGGGGCGGCGGGGCCGGUGCUUGGCGGUGCUGCUUGGGGCAGCGCGGUGCUCUCACGGCCCUCGGCUGCUGGGUGAGGCGGUUCCUGAGUUCUUGACGGGACCGCAGGCGUUGUGAGAGGACCGAGAGCCGUGAGCUCGCCGGGGGCUGCCUGGGGAAUGGUGCGGAGCCGCCUGUGAGGGGAGAUAGCCGAGAUACUGAGAGGGGCGCCUGCGGGGGCAGUGAGGAAAUGAAUCGAAGGCUGAUACUGAAGUUUGAAAAUCUGAUCCAUUUCCGUGAUGCUUGCAGACAGUUGCACACUCUUCCCUGCAGGGGAGUUUGCAGAGCACAAUGGAAGCCUGUACAGUCAUCUGUGUGUCCCACGCAGUCCGUCCAUCCAUAUCCACAGUGCUGGCAGAAGGGCAACUUGGUCAGAGUUGCCUCAUCACCAUGCAGAUAUCUAGCUACUAAAGAGGAGAAGAAAAAGGACAGAAGGAAGUUACCCAUGACCAAAGGGGAAGUGGAGAUAAGGCGGCAGAUGACUGUUGAGGAACUUGCAAGAGCAAUGGGUAAAGACAUAGAUCAUAUUUAUGAAGCCCUGCUGUACACAGAUAUUGACCUCAAUUCCCUAGAACCAGAUUCCAUUUUAUAUGAAGACUCUAUCAAGCUAAUUGUUAAAAAAUCAGGAAUGAAGUAUAAGUCAGCAAAACUGAGAGAGGAAAAAGAAAGAGAAAACAAAGAUGCAGUGAAACGACCUCCUGCAGAGCCAGCAUUCUUAACUCCACGGCCCCCAGUUGUUACUAUAAUGGGCCACGUUGAUCAUGGGAAAACAACUUUACUUGACAGCCUACGGAAGACUCAGGUGGCAGCCAUGGAAGCAGGAGGCAUCACACAACACAUUGGUGCUUUUCUUGUGCAUCUGCCUUCUGGGGAAAAGAUCACUUUCCUUGAUACUCCUGGGCAUGCAGCUUUUUCAGCCAUGCGAGCAAGAGGUACAUAUGUGACUGACAUCAUCAUCCUGGUUGUAGCAGCAGAGGAUGGAGUGAUGCAGCAAACUGUAGAAUCCAUUGAACAUGCUAAAAAUGCAGGAGUUCCUCUCGUCCUCGCCAUUAACAAGUGUGACAAACCUGAAGCUGAUCCUGAAAGAGUAAAGAAGGAAUUGCUGGCUUAUGAUGUGGUCUGUGAGGAGUUUGGAGGUGAUGUUCAGGCUGUAAAUAUUUCUGCACUCAAGGGUGACAACCUGACAGUUUUGGCAGAAGCAACUGUUGCUUUGGCUGAGAUGUUAGAACUGAAGGCAGAUUACACAGGUCUGGUAGAGGGGACCAUCAUUGAGUCUCGCAAAGACAAAGGGAAAGGUCCAGUUACCACAGCCAUCAUCCAGAGAGGAACUCUGAGGAAAGGCUGUGUUCUGGUUGCAGGGAAGACCUGGGCAAAAGUGCGUUUCAUGUUUGAUGAGAAUGGCAAAGCUGUAGAUGCAGCCUCUCCCAGCAUCCCAGUGGAAAUCAUGGGCUGGAAGGAAGUCCCUUCAGCAGGAGAUGAGAUCCUUGAAGUGGAAUCUGAGCAAAGGGCACAUGAAGUUGUGGCCUGGAGAACAUACGUUGAACAACAAGAGAAAAUGAAAAAGGACGGAGAAGUUAUCGAAGCUAAGCAAAAGGAACACAGAAUGGAAUAUGAGAAGAAGCAACAGAAUUUAGCCCAUUUGACCUGGAGACAGAGAAAGGCAGCCCUGUACAAGGCCAGCAAGCAUCUUAUGUUCUUAAAACCAAAAGAGAGAGUGGAAACGGACAAAAAUGUGCUGUCGAUAAUCAUUAAAGGUGAUGUGGAUGGAUCUGUGGAAGCUAUUCUGAAUGUUCUGGACAGCUACGAUGCAGAUGAUGAGUGUAAAUUGGAUGUCAUUCAUUUUGGAAUGGGAGAUAUCAGUGAAACUGAUCUAAGCCUUGCUGAAACAUUUAAUGGUGUUGUUUAUGGAUUCAGUGUGAAAGCAAAUGAAACUGUUAAAAAGAUGGCUGCUAAAAAGGGAAUAAAAAUUAAACUUCACAACAUCAUCUACAAACUUAUUGAGGAUUUGAAAGAUGAGCUGAGUAGCAGACUACCCCCAUCCGUGGUGGAAAAUACAAUAGGGGAAGCUUCUGUUCUUGACAUCUUCUCUGUAACAGUGGGAAAAAACAAAGUUUCAGUAGCUGGGUGCAGAGUACAGAAAGGGCAGCUGGACAAGAAGAUGAAAUUUAAGUUAAUCCGUAAAGGGAAUGUUAUUUGGAAAGGAUCUUUAUCAUCAUUGAAACACCAUAAAGAUGAUGUCCAAGUAAUAAAAACAGGUAUGGAUUGUGGAUUAAGUUUGGACAAGCAUAUAGAAUUCAAUAUUGGAGAUGAAAUCAUCUGUUAUGAAGAAAAAGAAAUUCAACAGACAACUUCCUGGAAUCCAGGGUUUUAAAACACAGUUGAAUACCUAACACUAAAGGUCGUGUCCUGUUCCUGCCUUGAACUCUUUUAACAUUAAAUGAACUUAAUUAUGGAAAAAACUCGUCUGUGUCCCUGUACCUGCUGCUUCUGUAUUGUUCCACUCUCAAACCUCAUCCACCAGCCAGCUUAUGUCCUUGGAACACAAGAUUACACUAAGGACGAGCACUUCAUGUUUAUGAAACAAGGUACAAGUAUUUCUGAUGCUUGUUUCUAGGUUUCUGAGCAGUCUUCUUCCCCCACAAUGGUACUGCACCAUUUUUCAGAACAUUGUCAGCUUUGUGUGGACUGCCCUCUGCCUCUAGCACAGAAAUGUGACUUCCAUUUUUUUUGUGUGUGUGUCCUAGUUUUCCUGGUGAGAACUGCAAUAGUACCAUCUGUCUUCUAAGUUCAUGUUUAAACAGGCCACUUACUUAGAAGUUUUUUCUCAUCUGUCAUUGCUACCCCAUCUUUCCUUAUAAAAUGCAAACUCUGCCCCUGCAAAAAACAAUUCCAGAACUAAUUUAUUCACAUUUUGCUGAUGCUAUGAAAAACAGAUCAAAAAUUACUAUCAGAUCUGACCAGAAAUGAGAAAAGAAUAUUUUGGUAAGCUUAGGAGUGUUUCUAUAAUGUGUAUUUCAUACACUGAAUCUUUAGUAGUACACAGAUGAGCCACACAAGUAGAGAUGCACAGGACUUUGGCCAUUGAAGUCUGCAGGAUUUCAUCUCAUUUUUUUUUUUUUUAAGAGACUUACCUUAAGGUAUAGAGUAAAAUUUCAAUUAAAAAAAACAGCAUUCUGCUCUUUUAAGAGCUAGUAUUUUCACACUGAUAUAUUACAUGUAGCAGAUACUAUAGCUCAAUAUUAAAUAUGAGUUAAAAAAUGACAAACCACCACCUUUGGUUAAUAAGUAGCCUAUAAAAAUGGUUUGUAUUACAUCUUCUCCAGUCACAAGUAUUACUCAAUGACUUAGACAGGAAAAUUUUUCUGGAAGAUAAUCUAGCAUUAUGAUAUUGCUGCAUUCUAGAGGUACAAAAAAUAUCUUAAUCAAAGGCACUCUUAAAGUUGGUGCUUCAGCUCCAGAUUUGAAAUGACUUCACUGGAGUUAAUAGUCGCAUCCAGAAUUUAAAACCCUUCUAGCUUAUCAGCGGAAAUACCAUGCAGAAAUAAAUCCUCACACAGUAGAGAACUUGAGAUUUUUAUUGUCUAGUACAUUUACUUGUCUUCAGGUUUAUUGAAGCAGUAUGUCAGACAGCACUUGCCACAAUAGUGCCUGUCGAAGUGGCUA